Molecule: messenger RNA, 1854 nt
Organism: Malaya genurostris
Lineage: Eukaryota; Metazoa; Arthropoda; Insecta; Diptera; Culicidae
Exons: 4
Coding region: 1-1854 (617 amino acids)
Source: RefSeq, a predicted model, not a curated record
AUGGAACCACACCGGGACGCACUGAAGUUGAUAUUUUGGAAGCUCUCGAACCCCCCGCCACAGUCGUGCCACAGCAGCCAGCGUUCUCCAGUCGUCCUGGUCCUGUGCGUGGGUGUGGUGAAAGAGUCUUCCAAAUGUCUCAUCUCGGCAAAUGUUCGCACCAUGGAAGCCCCUGAUACGUUCCCCACAGUCGAGCUAUUGCAGCCAGCGGUCAUCAGUCGUCCCGGCCCUGUGAGUGGGAACGCGGAAGGGGUCUUCCAAACCAUCUCAGACGGCAAGUACAAUUCAGUCUCAAACGAUUCAGGCGUUGAUUCACUUCCCGUCGUUUGCAGUUAUCCAUCGCACGAUCAAUCUAGUCAACCGCUGCACUUGUACUACCAGAACGUUGGAGGCAUGAACAUGCACAUCACCGACUAUUUGCUGGCUUGUUCGGAUGAUUGCUUCGACAUCAUCGCUCUUUCGGAGACGUGGCUCAGUGAUUGUACGCUCUCCGUUCAAGGUUUUGGAUCCAACUACGAAGUCUUCCGUACCGAUCGCAGCCCCUUAAAUAACUCAAAAACUAUUGGAGGCGGGGUGCUUAUCGCAGUGCAUCGUCGUUUGAAGGCGCAACUGAUCGAAACCGCAUCUGGUAAAUGCGUGGAGCAGGUUUGGGUGCGUUUGAAACUGGUCAAUUUUUCCCUCUACCUUUGUGUGAUAUAUCUUCCUCCGGACCGAUGCCGCGAUCUACCGCUAAUCGAUGCACACAUACAGUCGUUGCAAGAAAUUACUUCCACUCAUGUACUACCCGUAGAUGAAAUCUUGAUUGUGGGAGACUUCAACUUUUCCAGCAUAAAAUGGCAAACAAGUUCCGGUGGUUUCUUCUUUCCUGAUCCGGCGCUCUCCACUUUCCACAUUGGCAUUACAACCAUGCUCGACGGCUACAACCUCAACCUUCUUCGACAGUCGAAUCCUGUCGUUAAUGAAAAUAACCGGAUGUUGGAUCUUUGCUUUUCAAGUAGAGAAGAUGUUGCACCAAAGAUUAGUGCUUCACCGUUCCCUCUGGUCAAUUCCGUUCGUCAUCAUCCUCCACUACAUAUUGUGCUCGAUUCAAAUCGCUUACAGAACGCCUGCAUUCCAACGGACAUCAUCUGCUAUAAUUUUAGUAGAACCGACUACACCAAUAUGACCGACUUCUUGACGCAAAUCGACUGGGAUGAAGUUCUCGACAACGAUGAUGUCAAUGCUGCUGUGCAGACGUUUUCUAAUGUUAUGAGCUACGCAAUCGACUACUAUGUACCGAAACGAUCGAGACGGCAGACCCGGCAUCCACCAUGGCUGACUGCGGAAGCGAGACAUCUGAAAACGACCAAAAGAGCCGCUCUAAAGAGGUAUUCUAAACAUGGAGGAUUUUCCCUGCGUAAUCACUACGUGCAGAUAAAUCAGUUGUACAAGAAAACCGUUAAGCGCUGCCAUGCCAACUACUUGAACAACCAGCAAAUUGCUGCCGCAGCACUUAACGUUCCCCUGUCUAAUAACUCAUUGAACUGCAUCAAUAUUGACGAAGACUCAAUACGGACGGCAAUUGUAGGAAUGAAAGCCUCAAAUUCUCCAGGCCCCGAUGGAAUACCGGCAGUUAUUCUUAAAAAGUGCUCGCGUGGAGUAAUCGCUCCCCUCUGCAAACUGUUUCGAAUGUCUCUCGCUACAGAAGUUUUCCCCAAUUUAUGGAAAGCUUCCUUUAUGUUCCCAGUCCACAAGAAAGGCGAUAAAAAGGAUAUAAACAACUACCGCGGUAUCACUUCCCUUAGCGCUAUACCAAAGCUGUUCGAAAAGGUUGAUUUUGAUGGUGCAAAAACGUCAGUUCAGCAUAAAUUGUAG